Messenger RNA from Didymosphaeria variabile, 3819 nucleotides. RefSeq lists its product as uncharacterized. Gene Ontology annotation, molecular function: ATP binding; protein serine/threonine kinase activity. Bases 1 to 3819 code for a protein of 1272 amino acids. Gene Ontology annotation, biological process: peptidyl-serine phosphorylation; peptidyl-threonine phosphorylation. The transcript is spliced from 5 exons. NCBI's taxonomy places the organism in Eukaryota, Fungi, Ascomycota, Dothideomycetes, Pleosporales, Didymosphaeriaceae. The record is from RefSeq and is a predicted model, not a curated record.
AUGGAAGAGCUGGAUCUAAGGCCACAGGGAUUAGAAGCUUUGUACACAAAAUGGAACCCAGUUCAAACGAUUCAUAGCCUAGUGGAAGACACUGCUUUUCAAAUCUCGGACAAGGCCACAGCCAUAACCCUCCACGAUAACCUUAUUCGUUUGAAAAACUGGGCAAGCGAGAUCUUCGUUGAAGGUCUAUCCGAUUUCGAGGCCAGUAACCAGGAGUUGGUGCGAGUUUUGUGUGAGCAUGUUGAGACAAUCGGAAGGAGCCUUAUAGACAUCAAGGACGCUAUUUCCAAGAGGGAUACAACUGUAAUUGAUGACCGCUUAAAGAGUCUAGAUGCCACCAUAGAGGAGCUGCUGGAAGACUCAGAUCCAACUAUUGUAGCUAUCGAGAUCGCCCAGAAACAGGGUACUUCAGGUAGACUGAUCCAGAGCAUUCAGAGACGAACGUUAGGACAGGGUGUACGCCCCCGCUCGGACCACGAUGAACGAAUGAGCGGUGAUUCACAAACACGUACGAUGACUGUGCGUCGAAGGAUGAGGCAGCCUCAGAAAGAACUCGCCGACGAACUUACAAUGGGGAUGCGAAGAAGCGAGUUCGAUAAAACACCAUUUAGUUUCCUCCCCAAAAGCGAACUCGAUCGUCUCAUUACCGUAGAGUCUGCAAUGCGGGCCAUGUCCAUCAAAGUUCCUACUCUCGACGACGAAAAGCUCCUGCAUUACAUCGUAACAGACGCAAAGGCGAUAUUCGCUACAGCUGUGUAUAUCAAGUUGAAACCUGAUAAGUUGCACGAAGCAAUGACUUUGUUCCGCCAGUACAGCCCCCGCUUUCGCGACGACGCUCUCCCAAUAAAAGAGAAGAGCGGAGCAGAUCUACUGAAGGAGGCGGAUGACUGUUUCGAAAGGCUAGCCAAGGGCUUGACAGAUAUGGAGUAUCAAGAGAAGGAGGAGGAACUUUUACGGAAAGCCAUCACCGGUGUACAGCACAUCCUGAGAACUAUCGAAGGUCCCGUGCAAAGCGAUGAUGAUCGCAUAUGGACAGACGGUAGGAUCAUCGAAUUCCAGGAAGACCAGAAGCAUUUUUGCGCUCCCAUCAUUCAAGAUACUGAGAUCAGUCACGACCUAUUUGGCGUUGCGAUUCCAUUUGUAGAGAAAUAUGCGACACGCGGCGCAGGAUCUUACGGCGUGGUAUCAAAGUAUAGGAUACAUCACGACCACAUUGUAUCUUCAAGACCUUCGGAUGGUGCAUCUUACGAGGUCGUUGCGGUGAAAGAGCUCAAGCCGGAUACCCACAAAGACGCCCAAGAAUUAUCCAGACAUUGGGCAUCCGAGGUCCGAGCGAUGGCUAUGAUGAAUACACUUGACCACAAGGGUCACAUAGUCCACUUCGUCACCGCCUUCCGCAGGGGUAGUCGUGCGCUGCCCGAACACUAUCUGAUCACGGAAUGGGCAGAUGGAGGGAAUCUCGAAGAUCUGUGGAAAUCAAUGCCGAAGCCUCAGCUGACAGAACGUACCGUGCAGUCCGUGAUCAGGCAACUACUAGGGCUGGCUGAGGCUUUCAAUGCUGCUCAUAACUUGAAGUCCGGAGGCGUCACAACCGGCGCUUCUUACCGUCACGGCGACUUAAAACCAGCGAACAUCCUCUGGUUCAAACCAAAGCCUCGCGACAACCACAAUUACGUCAUAGGUACUUUGAAGAUCUGCGAUUGGGGUGAAGCAAAGAACAAGACCUUUGCCACAGUCAUGCGCCAUAGCAAGACUACGGCAGGCGUCAGCACGCGGCGCUAUCAGCCGCCUGAAGUCGACACUGGUAUUCAUUUAUCUAUUUCAGGAGAAUCAAAACGGCGAUCUCGACUUUAUGAUAUGUGGGCCAUGGGAUGCAUCAUCCUUCAGACCAUUGUGUGGCUGCUCUACGGCUACGAAGGGCUUGAGAAGUUCAACGCUAGUGUGAGAAACGAGCUUAACGAUGAUUCGCCAUUCUAUCAGACCGGAGAUGUCGAGGGUAGGAGGAUGGCAUGGGUUCACAAUGUGGUAGAGCACUGGAUGGGACACAUGGCCAAAGAUGCUGCUUGUCGGGCAGGUACAACAGCCCUUGGAGAUCUCCUUGAGAUUGUGCAGAGAGGUCUCCUGAAGGUAAAGCUACCAGUUUCAGGUGGCACUUUUGUGGAACAAGCCCAGCCGCAACCGGGGGCCAUUACGCAGCCACAACUCGAGAACUUGAUGCGACCGUCACGGAUACGGAUAACGGGCCCAGAGAAGCCAGGACAACCUCAUCAUGAUACAGAGGGAUCUAACCUGGCAAGAUUGAAUACCCCGUUGCAUGAUGCGGUCGUUGAUCACUCUCCUGAAAUUCCAGUUGUGAACGUCAUCUCACCAGAUGAGGACGAAACAGAUGUACAGCCCAAAUUCCUCCUUCCAGGGCCCGCAAGAUAUCGCGCAGAUGAGCUACGAGAUGGGCUGCUGUCGAUAGCAUCGGACGAGGAAGAAUACUGGUGCACCAAGUCGAACACAGAUGUACCAGCGAUUACCGGUAGUCUGUAUGCACGAGGUCCCACACAUAGUGUUCUGAGGAGGCUUCAAGAUCAAGAACAGGAAGUCGAUUACGGUAAGACAAGCAUUGAAACCGAACGAUGGAGCUUCAAGAGCGAUAACGACUUUGCGUCAAGGGUGCUCUCUGAAGUGCAGAGCAAUGUUGACUUUCCUGUUCCUGCAAUCAGUGCUGACGCUGACUUCAAAGAAGAGGCUAAGUACAUGGAAGAAGUCUACAGCGGUGCACGAUGUGUCAUAGCAGCAAGUCGCGCCAAUGGCCACAAGGACGGAUUUCUCAAGCCCAGAAAGGAACGUGGUUAUGUUGGACUCCAGCGAGAACAGGAGAGCAACGCACCAUUCUACAUCUGCGAGAUGAUUGAUAAUUUUGAAGAGCAUAUCCUCGGUGGUUCGCUCAACCAGCGCGGUUGGGUUCUGCAGGAACAUGCGCUCGCUCGCCGGACUAUUUUCUUUGACGAACAUCAAACCUAUUGGGAAUGCGGGCAUGGUGUCCGAUGCGAGACAAUGACCAAGUUGGAUAACGAGGCAGCUAAGCUACUCGGAGAUCCAAAUUUCCCAAAGCUCCUCGACUCUGCCAAACAAGCCGAGAGGAUCAUCCGUUUCGAAGAACUGUAUCAGCAGUACUCGCGGCUCGGUCUAUCCAAACAAUAUGACAGGCCAACAGCAUUGGCUGGACUGGAACAACGACUGCACCGCACCAUGAGGGUUAAAGGGCGUUUUGGCAUGUUUGAUGAUUCAAAAGCCCCGGGUUUGCUGCGCAGGAGCUUGCUUUGGCAUCGAGGUAAAGAUACCAAGGGAUUGACUCGUAUUAAGUUCCUGCCCACACAGACUCCUGCUCCGUCGUGGUCCUGGAUGGCCUGGACAGGAACCAAGAUCGACGACUACAAAUAUACCCCUGGUGGUAUCAACUACUUCCAGGUUCCCUUCAAGGAGUUCGACUGGGAGGAUGUCCAAACGCCGUGGAUGCGACGGGACCUUGAUGAGGAGAACGCACUGUCUGUCGACGCAAGGGCUUUCGAUUGCACGUCAGCGCGAAAAGAGCAGUACACUUUCAUCGGCGAUUCUCAGAAGGGAUCGGCGCCAAAAUGGGGUAUGUGCGUGGUCUUGGGCAUCCAGAUAGGUUCUCUAAUGGCCAUUGAUAAACAGCAUUACGUGCUGCUGAUUGCGAGGACUGGGAAGAUGGAUUCCAAUGGCUUGCAGAGAUGGGAGCGCAUUGGUGCGGGUUGGUUGCUUGGAGAGUUUCUCAAGAACGACGUCAUCGGAGUCAAGGUUUAUUAG